Molecule: messenger RNA, 2980 nt
Organism: Plectropomus leopardus (leopard coralgrouper)
Lineage: Eukaryota; Metazoa; Chordata; Actinopteri; Perciformes; Serranidae
Gene: fam219aa
Product: family with sequence similarity 219 member Aa
Source: RefSeq, a predicted model, not a curated record
GUCACCUCUGUCAGGAUGGAGGAAAACGAGCUGCUAUAAUGCUGAAGAAAGAAAGAUCCCGAAAACCGAGCAUCACCAACCGGGAUAGUUAGAAACAAGUCACCGUUUCUCUUGACUUCUGUAUCGUUCCUGUGACGCUUUUGCCAAAAUGAUGGAAGAAAUCGACCGGUUUCAAGUACCUCCUGUCAACGGAGAGACCCAGCCUUUGGACCCAGCAGCAUCCUCCACCUUAGAGGCAGACCCCGACACCAAGGGAGAGACUGUGGCCAUGAACUACAAGCCCUCACCACUGCAAGUCCAAAUAGAGAAACAGAGGGACCUCGCCAGGAAGGGAUCAGUGAAGAAUGGCACCAUGGGAAGUCCUGUCAAUCAGCAGCCCAAGAAGAAUGCCAGGACAAGGUUGGUGGUGCCAAACAAAGGCUACUCCUCUUUAGACCAGAGUCCGGAUGAGAAGCCGCUGGUAGCACUGGACACUGACAGUGACGAUGACUUCGACAUGUCCAGAUAUUCCUCAUCAGGAUACUCCUCAGCCGAGGUGAGAUGUCUGAGGGACCAGCAGAUCAACCAGGACCUGAACAUCCAGCUCCUGAAGGAUGGGUACAGGCUGGAUGAGAUCCCAGAUGACGAGGACCUGGAUCUGAUCCCCCCGAAAGCAGUCAACCCCACCUGCAUGUGCUGCCAGGCUGCUCCGUCCACAGCCUGUCAAAUCCAGUAGCGCCAUCCCCCCACUCCCCGCCAAAAAAACCCUCCUGUCUGCCACCUGCACUGAGGCCAAUUAUUGACCAGAGUGGCAGCAGGGAGGAAAAACUAUCUGUCUGGCAAUGGCACAAAGGGAAUACAAGGGUUUAUAAAAGCUAAAUUAAGAAAUGGAGAUAGUUCAAGUCUGGAGAAAAAAGUCAAUAUGUACAGUAUCUGUGCACGUUCCUCCUAUGGUUGGAUCUGUGCAUCCUACUUCUGCAUUGUUGGUUCGGCGAGGCCUCGACUGAUGGCAGAAACAUCCCCAUUAAGGACAACAUGUUACUUUUGCUUUGUCUUUGUUCAACUUCCAUCUCAUUGCUUGUGGAUAUUUUAAGGACCAUAAUGGAUUGUACAACACACACAGUGGAAAAACAGAAACAAAAUCAGUGGACAGAAACUCGAACACCUGAAAUGGUCAAAUUACUUGUUACAGUGCAUCAACCGUGCAAUCUACUUCUUCUACUGGUCAUCAGCGGUCAAAUUCAAUGGACAAGAAGACUGUGGAAGUUUAAUCUUUAUUUCACUUUCUCAUUUCUUUCAGCUAAUCUGCUUCGUCUUCCUGUGUAUAUAUGUGUCAAACAUGAAAAUGACAUAUGUGUGUUUAAACAUGUCCAAGGAAGUAGUGCUUAACCAUCCAGCUGCUGAUGAAACACUAACGCUUACACUAUGAGAGUCCAGUUUCCUUUUUUAAGUUUGUCUGUUACACUGAGGUCGUACUGCUUAAUCGUUUCAUAUUCCGUUUAAAGAAGCUGAAAAAAAGAUAGUUUUGCAUGUUGCCUGUUAACACUGUGUCCUAAUGACCAGAUGUCAGUUUUUAUUGACCUCUUAACACAUCCUUGUGCCGAUGAGACAUUAUGUGAGGCGUGCUUUUUUUUUAAAAAAAAAAAACCCAUCAAGUUAGUAAUGUCUUGGUUCACUCACUGUAAUAUCAGUAGAUAUAGAGAAACUGUUAUUAGAAUAAUGGCAGAACAGCUCAAUAGUUAGUGCGUAGUUCCUUUUUGUUUUUCCAUGUUUGCUCUGACAUGUGUAAGAGGAUCACAAAGGCAGUCAACACCAGUGAAUGUGGUUACAAAACGAUAGUAAUAAUAGUAAUAAUAAUGAUAAUAAUAAUAAUAGGCAUAGAGUAUGUGCAAAAACAGAGAUAGCAGUAUAAUGUGGGCCAUACCUGUUAUGGCUUCUGAAGAAUGUCAUGAGGUGAUUCCAUAUUGCCUGGAUGGAAAUGAAAACAGAUUUUAAUUUCAUAUAAUAUGAUCUUUUUAGAAAGGAUACACCUUAUUUUGCAAAUUAAUUAAAGUGUAAAAGUUUCAAUGGUUUUAAUAAUAGUUUUAAUAUAACCAAUUUGUCUGAUUUGACUUGUGAAAAAGAACUGUUCAUGUAGCACCAGACACAGCUGUGUAUUUCCAAUGCUUUUAUGCCAGUGGAUGUUUCGUGUGACGUUGAAAGGGAAGUUGCUGUUAGGAAGUUCUGAAUGCACACUGUUUGUCAUGUUUACAUCUACCGAAAGACAUCUCUAGAGGUCUACAGGCGUCUGCUGUUUUCUACCAGAUGAUAAAAGUCACUUGCAUGUAAAUCUGCCCUGAAAGAAAUGACGGUGAAAGAUCAAGCUGGGUUUCCCAAAAACACAAAAUGUACAUUUUGACAAGUAGAACACCUGGAAAACAUUUUGUAUUUAAAAUAACUUAAACCUUGAUAAGCUCUUAUAUCUGGUAAUACAACUGUAGUCCUGAAUGUGUGUACACUUUACGCUGUUGUUUAUAUCCUAUAGUUUCUGAUUGUGUUGAAUCUGGAGGCAGACGAACAGUUUGAGAACAGAAGACACGAAGCACUGUUUAGUUCAGAAUGUCCUGGAAUCUUUAACCCUCGUCCGACCAACAUCUUUAACACACAGGGCCCACCGACUGGGGUCCCUGGACACCCCAAGUAUAAACUACUGUAAGAAACAACCGUCAUGGAAAAGCUUAUUUCUUCUCAUAAUGUUAUUACUCAUGAAUCUAAUGUCAUCUAAAAACAGAUUAGUAUUACUUUAGGAUGGUUGCAUUUCAUUGACUGAGCAUAAUUUUACCAGAGGAAGAGCAGUGUUUAGGGUUGUCAACAGAGCACUUGAGGAAAUCCCAUCACGUGAUGCUUGAAAAUAGGACCCAUGGCAAUCACAAACUCAGCUAAUUGUGCCAUCUGUGACAACUGCAUAGACAGAAUUGGGUGAUUUUGAGUGGGGUUCCCAAUAAAUUUUAUUUAAUACAGA